Molecule: messenger RNA, 5897 nt
Organism: Dunckerocampus dactyliophorus (ringed pipefish)
Lineage: Eukaryota; Metazoa; Chordata; Actinopteri; Syngnathiformes; Syngnathidae
Gene: col20a1
Product: collagen alpha-1(XIV) chain
Exons: 42
Coding region: 375-5060 (1561 amino acids)
Molecular function (GO): protein binding
Source: RefSeq, a predicted model, not a curated record
AACCAGGAUCUUCCUCAUCUCCUGACCGUGUGGCCAUAAAAGAAAAGUUAAAUAAUAAAAGAAUGAAAAUAAAUUAUUCAUUAUUAAGAAGUACUUUAAGAUUGAAAACUUUAUUCACACAUGAUCUGAUCAGCAGGACCUCAAUGACUCAAGUAUCGAUGUUUUCAGUUGGGAAUCGAUUUUAGAGCUAGUAUUGGAAGUAUCGAUAUUCCAGUAUCGGUCCGCACAUCACUCCUAGACUCAAGUUUCACACGCAUGGCGCACACGCACACGCACCCAAUGCAGCGUAGUGUUAAGAAAGAGCGAGCCAGUAGGCUGCCGUUCAUUGCGUGCUUGGAGGAAUUUGUUGUCAAGUGUGGAGGACUAGCUUGGACAUGACGCAGCACCGCCGGCACACAGCAACAUCAUCGUCAUCAUUUCACUGGAUCAUCUUCCCCAUCCUGCUGCUGUCAUCACGAGCUGAUGGCCAAGGUCGUCUUAAGCUGACGGUGCUGUCAGAGGACAGACUGCAGAUGAAAUGGAAGGAGGCUGACAGUCCCAUUCAGGCCUACAAGGUCCGAGUCAGACCCAUCUCAGACAUUCCCCAGCCCGAGCUCAUGUUGACCACCACGCGGGGCCGGGCCACUGUGGCAGGACUGGACCCUAGUCAGGAGUACGCCCUCCAGGUCCUCAUGCUCAACGGGACCACGGAGAAACUACUGGCAAAGCGACGAUUCACCUUGGAAGGUCUGCGUGGCGAGGAGAUAGUCCGCAGCGGCCAGAGGAGGAAGGUGCUGCCAGGUGGGUCAGGAUCUGGAGACCUGGACGACGUGACGGAGGCUGUGGUGGGUCUGCCUACGGUCCUCUAUCCAGACACGAAUGCAGAGCCACCAACCAUAGAGCCCCCCCCUCCGCCCCUGGAUGAGACCCCAGACAAGUCCAGCAAGGAGAAGAGGAAGAGGAAGAAGGACAAAGAGCGUUCCAAGGUGGACACAAAGGAGGAAGAGGAGAGUGAGGAGAUACCUUCUCCUACUCAGCCACCUCCAGGUGGCGUUCCAAAGAAGCCGUUGGUGUGCGACACUGACGCGGCGGCGGACAUUGUGUUCUUGGUGGACGGCUCGUGGAGCAUCGGACGCACAAACUUCAGGCGGGUCCGGGACUUCCUGGAGGGGCUGAUGACACCCUUCCGCAUCGGGCCCGACCACGUUCAGAUCGGACUGAGCCAGUACAGCGGAGACCCUCGGACGGAGUGGCAGCUCAACAACUUCAGCAGCAGAGAGCAGUUGGUGGAGGCCGUCAGGAAUUUCAGAUACAAAGGAGGAAACACGUUUACAGGCCAGGCGCUGCUUCAUGUCAUGGAGGAGAACAUGAGGGCCGAGGCAGGCGCCAGGGCGGACACGCCCUUUUUCCUGGUGCUCCUGACAGACGGCAAAUCUCAGGAUGACGCCGUAGCGGCCGCCAAGCAACUGAAGAGCGCCGGUGUGGAGAUCAUCGCUGUAGGUGUUAAGAAUGCAGAUGAAGCUGAGCUGAGGCACGUAGCAUCUGAGCCAGUGGACCUGAACGUCUACAACGUCAACGACUUCCCUUUGCUCGGCAAACUGGUGGCCCGACUGGUUCACAUCCUGUGUGGGCGCAUAGAAGAUCACGGCAUCAGAAAGCCUCCAGACGUAGAACCAGAGCCCACAGUAGAACCAGCUAUCUCUUACCCGAGUCCCACUGAGCUCCGCUUUUCUGAGCUGGGCCCCGGAGAAGUGAGGCUACAUUGGAGCAACCCCACUGAGCCAGUCCAACAGUACCGGGUGGUUUACCACAGCGCGGAGGGACAAAGUCCUCAGGAGGUGGUGUUGGCUGGCUCCCAGUCGUCAGUGCAGCUGCAAGGCCUCGCCUCUGAGACGCUGUAUCACGUGUCCAUUUUCCCCGUGUACGAAGACCACGUCGGCCUGGCCCUCAGAGGAACUGUCACCACACUACCACUGGCCACGCCCAGCAGCCUGGAGGUGACGCCGUCCUCCUACAAUGCGCUGCGAGUGAGCUGGAGUGCGGCGUCCGGGGCCACAGAGUACCUGGUCCUCUACUCAGCCCUCGACCACGGUGAGCCCGAUGAUGCCAAAGAGGAGAAGCUCGGUGCUGAGAAGACAGUGUUGGAGCUGAGCGGCUUGCUUCCUGCCACGGACUACUCUGUCACACUGUACGCCCUCUACCAUGAAGACUCCAGCGAUCCCGUCACUGCUGUGGCCAGCACCUUUCCUCUUCCUGCGCCGGUGGGCUUGCACUUCCCGGUGGUGACCCACAGCACUCUGAGGGUGAGCUGGCUUCCUGGAGACAUGGAGGUUCCUGGACACACCGUCACCUACAGCACCAACCACGGCAGUGAAGUCAAGCAGGUGGAGGUAUCAGGACAGAACUCGGUGCUGGUGCAAAACCUGUCUUCACUGUCCAGAUAUCGUGUGUCGGUCCAGUCUCGCUACCCACAAGGCCUUUCUGCAGCCCUCACCAGUAACGUCAGCACCUUGAAGGUGCCCUCCCCGUCAGACCUGAGGGUGACCAACUUCUCCAGCAGUGACAUCACAGUACGCUGGCAGGCUGCCGCAGAUGACGUCAUCUCCUACCUCAUUAAGUGGAUCUCCCUCAGUGGAGGCCACUUGAGACAGCUGACGGUGAGUGGAGAGAGUGAAGGUGCCAUCCUGGAGGGCGUGGAGGACGAUGAGGAGUACCAGAUCUCUCUGUCGGCGCUGUACGGAGACGGCGCUCAAAGUGAAGCUGUGGCCGUGCGCUACAGCACGACGUCUGGAGGAGGUCCGUCCAGCGUGUCCAUCUCAGAGGAGACGCCGGUCAGCUUCACGGUCAGCUGGGUCCCGCCCAACGCUCAUGUCCUGCAGUAUCGUGUUUCGUAUGCCGCACUGACAGGCGGCGACCACCAGGACGGCGCUGUGUUGGUCCCCGGUGGAGAAAAGCAGGUGGUGCUGGACUCCUUAAGGCCAGACACGAGAUACAGCAUCCUGGUCACUGCAGAGUACCGCAACAAAGAGGGGGGCAGUGCUUCAGCUCAGGGAAAAACCACCAGCCUGCGAGUCAGCAGCGUGAGCGUGGUGCGCUCAGACCACUCCAGUAUCUGUGUGUCCUGGAGACCCCUGCCGGUGGUGGACGGCUACCGCGUUGUUCUUCAGUCGGCCAAAGAUAAAGCCACGCUGGAGGAAAGGGUGGACCCGAGCGUCAGCAGUCAGUGUUUCAGGCAGCUGCAGCCGCACACGCUUUACCGCAUCAGCGUGCACUCGCUUCUCAGCUCAGCAGAGGGCGCCGCCGUCUCCAUUCUUCAUCCAACAGCUCUCGUCCCGGCUCAAAUUCCACUCAACCCUCGCCUGUACCCUGCCCACAACCAAGUGUGUCCUGAGGUCACCAUCAGAAACAACAUCGUUAAAGGCUUUGACAUGAUGGAAGCUUUCGGCCUGACCCCUAAAGAUCACUCGUCCGUGGAGGGCGUCUCUGCCGAGCCUUUUGUCUUCAACAUGCUGCCCACCUACACUUUGUACCCAGACAUCCAGCUGACACAGAGUACCAAGUUCAUCCACCCUGCGGGCUUCUCUCCCGAACACACCAUCAGCAUCACCUUCCGUUUGCUGCGGGACACGCCCACAGAACCCUUCGCCCUAUGGCAGCUCACUGAUCACCACUUCCAGCCCAAGAUGGGUGUGGUGCUGGAUCCCUCCAGGAAACAUCUUGUCUACUUCAGUCUGGAUUACAGAGGAGAAGUGCAGGAGCUGAGCUUUGAGCAGCCGCAGGUGCACAGGAUCUUCUACGGUAGCUUCCAUAAGCUGCACUUGUCAGUCAGCCAGGUGGGCGUGUCCUUGUCUGUGGAUUGCCAGCACGUGGGCGAGAGGCCCGCCCGCCCUCUGGGCAACCUACCCACCGACGGCUUUGAGAUGCUGGGGAAGCUGGUGAGGAGUACAGGACCCAAAAGUGGAUCUGCUCCGUUCCAGCUGCAGUCGUUUGAGAUGGUGUGUAACACAACGUGGGCUGCAGAGGACACCUGCUGUGACCUGCCAGGAGGGAGAGAUGAAGAAAGUUGUCCACCUGCAGCCUACGCGUGUUUGUGUUCGUCCGAGGUUCCAGGAGCUGCCGGUUCCGUGGGCCCGCCUGGCAAGGCCGGCCCCCGUGGUGUGAAAGGAGAGAAGGGUGAGCAAGGUCACAAGGGGGAGAUGGGACCUCCAGGGAAGAGUGGACUUGAGGGCGGUGUUGGAGCGGUGGGCAGCAGAGGGCCCAGGGGGAUGGCGGUGCAAGGCAAAGCAGGGCCACCUGGGGAAAGAGGCCAAAAGGGGGACGCUGGAAGACCUGGACUUCAGGGUGUACCAGGACCUCCAGGCCCAAAGGGGAAUGAGGGCCCCCCGGGUCCCAAGGGCAUACGAGGUGUUGAGGGCAACAUGGGUCCCACUGGCCCCACUGGUCCCAGAGGUUUCCAAGGCAUGCCAGGACACCCAGGACCCACUGGAGAGAGAGGUUACGUUGGACUCGUGGGGCCUACGGGUCUUCCAGGGAGUAAAGGGGAGCAAGGAGAGAAGGGAGAACCUCAAUCCAUGGCUGCCAUCUUCCACAUCGUCACUGAGGCCUGUCAACAACUCAUUCACAAGGAGGUGUUGAAGAUGGACAUGUUGAUCAGUGAGAUGAGCCGUAAGAAGACUCCUGUGGAGGAGCCUGCUAGUCCCCCUGGGGAGCCGGGAAUACCGGGUCCGAGGGGCCCGCCGGGCACCAGGGGGAACCAAGGGAACGUUGGCCCCAGAGGGAGACCUGGCAGACCUGGCUAUCCUGGAGAACAAGGAAGACCCGGAAUGCCAGGGGUGAAAGGUGAUGCGGGGGUUAACGUCCAGGGGCCUUCAGGGGUGAAAGGUUACGCAGGUCCCCCAGGUGAGUCCAAGGUAGGAACCCAGGGUCCCAAAGGAGAAGAUGGUAAGCCGGGACCCCCAGGGAUCAACGGACCUCCUGGCCAACCGGGAGAGAUGGGACCUCCUGGAGUGUGUGACAGCAGUGGAGGCUGCCACAGAGCUCCUCAGCAGACAGAAGACCCGUACUAUGGCUACCAGCCAUGAGUGGCCAUUUCAAAGCAAGCGUUUGAGUUGGCUGGAGCCCAGUGCAGCCUGAGUGAAGAAGCUGUUGGACUGAUGCAGCGCUCGCAAGCAAAAUAAAAGCAGAAGGACCAUCUGUCAUAUUCCAAGGAUCAGGUGGAGGUGUAUGGUUUCAAUAAGGAAUAGUGCUGCUGUUCAAUAAAUACCGUAUCUUCCCACUUCAUCAGUUUUAUACACCAUGUUCGCACUGAAACCCCUUCUUCUGUCAUGCACUGUAUUGUAUGCCCUUUUCCUUUUCUACUCUAACCUGAACUGCCUCAAAAACAAUGACAACACAUAAUCCACGGUGUCAACUUUUUAUAUUACCAUCCGUGGUAGAAAUGACUGAGUAUGUUGUACAUGACUAUAUAUAUAUAUAUAUACACACACACACACACAUUAUGUUGACUGUAUAGUUAUUCAUCUAUGUGCUUUUGUAAGUAUCUUCAUCCUUUUUUACUUAUGUUUCAACUGGAAUAAUAAAAGUUUGGUUUGGUUUGGUUUGGUUUAGUUUAUUUGAACAUGAAGGUUACAAUGGAAUACAUCUCGUGAAUCAUUCUUUGACAGUUCCACAUGUCCAAAAGGAGUAGGAAGAAGCAAAGCUUAUUUAAUCCUACCCCCCUUCCAAUCUACAUCUUGUACAGUACAUGUUGUUCACUUCCUGCAUUCCAUGUCAUGUUUUCAGUGAUAGUCAGGAUAACACAUAAUAGAUAACGGUGAGAUAGCCCUCCCCCCAAAAAAAGAAAGAACAUUCAUAAUAAUGAUAAUAAUGAUGACAAUACUAAAUAAAUAAAUAAAUAAGAACAAAGCUUUUUCUUUUUU